ACAAGGGGCGGGUUGAAUCGUGAAUAUCCACAGCGUCUAUCCACGGCCAGAGUAGCAGAGGUAUUCCAGGCCUCUUGAACAACUGUCGUGCUGGGACCUUCCAGAAGCGGCCGGUGAACAGAUCUGUGAAGGAUUCCCUUCCCUCCUCUCCUCUGCGAGUUAACGACACGACAUGGGAGGGACGGUGUCUGUGGACGAGGGGGUCCACGUUGUGGUGGUCGGUGGUGGAUUUGGAGGGAUUGCAGCAGGGAACCAGCUGAAGUCGUACAAGAUUCCAUUCACGCUGAUUGAUGUGAAGGAUGCCUUCCAUCACAAUCCAGGAGCCCUCCGCGCCUCAGUGGAAAGUGGAUUUGCAAAGAAAACAUUCAUUCCGUUCAAAGAGACGUUUGGAGAGAACUUCAAGCAAGGCCGUGUCAUUGAUAUUGAGUUGGAAGAACAAGCAGUCGUUUUGGAGAGUGGAGAGGUCGUACAUUUUUCACACCUCAUCCUGGGAACUGGUAGCUCUGGCCCAUUCCCUGGGAAAUUUGAUGAACCAGUCACAAUGGAGACUGCCAUCCAGAUGUACGAAGAUCUCGUAGAAAAGAUACGGGCGGCUCCAAGAAUCGUCGUGGUUGGUGGUGGAUCGGCAGGAGUAGAAAUGGCAGCAGAAGUCAUAACCGAUUAUCCUGCCAAAGAGGUGACCUUGGUUCAUUCCAAGAUUCCUCUGGCUGAUGAUCAGCUCUUGCCCAGUGUAAGGCAAGGGUUGAAAGAGAUUCUACUGGGGAAAGGAGUUCAGCUUCAGUUAGGGCAGAAAGUCACUAAUCUGCGCGACCUCAUCCUGAAUGAAACGCAGCCUGACAUGAGAAUACUAACGGACAAAGGUCUGGAAAUCACUGCAGACUUGGUCAUCUGUUGUACUGGGAUAAAAGUAAACUCUUCCGCAUACUCCAGGGCGUUCCACAAUCAGCUUGCAGAGAAUGGUGCUCUGCUGGUCAAUGAGCACUUGCAGAUCAGUGGGAUGGAAAAUGUUUAUGCAAUAGGUGACUGUGCAGAUAUCAAAGAGCCUAAAAUGGCUUAUCAUGCGGGACUACACGCCGCUGUGGCUGUGGAGAACAUUGUCAGGAGUCUGAGUAAAAAGUCUCUGAAAAUCUACAAACCAGGUUCCCUCUCGAUGCUGCUGUCAAUGGGACGGGAUAAUGGAAUUGGUCAGCUGUAUGGAUACCACGUUGGGAAAUUUGUGGUUGUGCAGGCCAAAAGCAAAGAUCUGCUGGUCUGGAAAAGCUGGAAAGAAAUGGGUCAGACAGCACCUUCCUGAAGCCCAAGUUCCUGCCCACCUUUCCCUUCGACAGAGAGGAGCCUUAUUCAGCGUCUUCAGUGAGGGCUUUCAACUUGAACUGGUAAAAGAAGUAAUUGCAAUAGGUUUACAACAUUGUGUCAUAAAAUAACACACAAACCAUCACAAAUCAGUGGCUUUAUAUGUUUUGAAACCAACCAACAUGUUGUCUGUGAACAUUGUGUCAAAUGAACUUUUCAAAAUAUCAAUAAAUGAAUCUUUGAAAGACU
This is a messenger RNA of Leucoraja erinaceus (little skate), 1542 nucleotides long. RefSeq names its product ferroptosis suppressor protein 1-like. The record is from RefSeq and is a predicted model, not a curated record. NCBI's taxonomy places the organism in Eukaryota, Metazoa, Chordata, Chondrichthyes, Rajiformes, Rajidae. The transcript is spliced from 9 exons. Gene Ontology annotation, cellular component: mitochondrion; cytoplasm. The coding region runs from base 173 to 1294 and encodes 373 amino acids. Gene Ontology annotation, molecular function: flavin adenine dinucleotide binding; electron-transferring-flavoprotein dehydrogenase activity. Gene Ontology annotation, biological process: positive regulation of apoptotic process; apoptotic mitochondrial changes.